ACUUCCGCGGACACUUUUUUGGCCGAGUAAACAAUCUUGUACAAUCUUUGGUUUUGUUUUACCUUGAACUGCGUUCCAGGUCCAGAUUUCUUGAUUCUUAGUCUUAUUUAACAUUGCACCUUGAACAAUCUUUCUUUUCUACUCUUUCUCUCUCGGAGGUUUUGUCGUGGGACGGCACCACAAACGAUCGAUUCUAUGAUUCUUCUGAACAAGAACCAUUUCGUCAAACAACCGAGAAUGUGACCACUCUCUCAGAAACGUCGUAUUACGCUGGAUGUCUUACGAGAGAUGAUUGAUGGGAUGUUGUAGUUUAUGUGUUGGGCAGUGAAAAGAUGCUGAGAAGUCUGCAGUCUGCAAGGUGCGCCUUGUGCACACAGGUUUUCCAGCGUUGCCUUCCUCUAGUCCGACAUAAGCGAUACUUCACGGUUCAAGAUGCCUCUGCAGCGCUGCGACCGUUUUACUUCGUGGUCCACCCAGACUUGUUUGGGCAGCAUCCCACAGAAAGGGCUGUCAAUGAAAAUUCUCUGAAGCUUUUAAAUGAGUACCUAGCAGUACAUCCCAGUCUGGGCAAGACUGAACCCAAGGAAAUGGUGUUUUAUAUCCGUUCCCAGGACAGCUCCGGCCCGGGCCUGAAGCAGGUGAAAAUCUGCCUGACCACAAGCAACCUGCGAGACACCGUGAUGGCCAUUCUCUCUACCUGUGGCCUGUCCAAUUCUCACGUGCCGGAGUCUUCUGGCAUUAUGUACGGCACAAAUCGUCCAAUUGAAUGGCAUCAUACAUAUUAUACUGCUACAGGAAAAAAGAACCCGCAUUCUCGGAAAGCUGAAAAAGCUGUGGCACUGACACUUAGGAGUUGGCUCCAGCUAAACAUUCAGCGGUCUCGUCAGCACGAAGAGUCUGUGCGCUACAUUCAGGACGACAUCGCUCGACUUUUGGACAGGUUGAGGAGGGAACUUUGCCUCAAGGACAUCCGUUUCGAUAGUGUGUGGGGCUUCCAUCACUUCCGUGGCUGCCUCAAAUCUUUCGACCGACUUUACCGUGACCACCCUGAUUUUCUCAAGUUUGUUCUCAAAGACCGGACCCUAGUGUUCAGCAACAGCACAGGUGUGAGUCGCCUUGGGGAGAUAGUGCUCAGUAGUGAAGACGUGCCGCAGACCUGGUUCACGCUCUUGAGGUCAGUGGGGGCGUACGAGGCGGUCCUGCACCGACUGCCCACCAUGGAGGCAAAGCUGUCCUCCCUGCUCAACGGUAUACAAGUGGUGCGCCGGGAAAAGACGCACUGCUCCGUCAUGGCGGAAGAGUACGAGCUGCUGCUCAACAAACUGCUGAAUUCUCUGCGACGCUGCCAGGAUCAUGUGACCAGCACGUUCCAGGACCAGGAUUUGUCCGGCUUGCAGCUUGUUGUGGAAGGAGAGGCCAGUCCCCUGAUGUUGUCCUCCCUGGGCCAGUUCCUCAUCCCGGCCUCCGUGCCCGGCUCUCUUGUCGUCGACUGCAUCAAGGAGCACAGGGCCAAGGCACAGCAGAUCCUCGUAGACAUCCAAGGCUUUUUGAAGGAGGAGGAGCAAAGUCGCCUGGAAGCAAUGGAUGCCCUGGGUGUGUCGGACAUGAAGAAAGACGAAAGUGUGACACCCGCACAGAUGAUCUCAUGCUGUAAGCGGCUGGUGGAAGAACAUUGGAGACUCGGCGUCUCGCUGGCCGACUCUCGCCUCCGCGUCUCACACUACUACUCCGUCAUGCAGGACGGCCAGAUCUGUAUACCCUGGGACUGGAUCGGAGAUGAUGACUGAAGUUGUCAGUCAAAAGGUUGAUGGCUUUUAGUACAUGUUCUUGGCUGAAUUAGAUUCACUUAAUGUUGUGUGGACCUUCUCGAACAUUCUUGCUAGAGAUGCUAAAGAUAUAAAGAUAAUUUGUGAGGCAGCGUGGUGAAAUCCGGCGCUCGUCAAAAUAAUGAAAGUGAAGAAACUGGCAUUUUUCCACAGGUUUGGGAAUUUUUCUCAAAUUUUUUUUUUCCCUCAACGCCUUUCACAUUUCUGUGUGGAUUUUAGUGAAAAACGUUCAUCAAAGGCAUAAAGGAUGUACAUUUUCAGUUUUCAAGGACUCUCAAGCUAAGGAAAUAACUCAUCUUUGUCGGCUAUUUUCUCACUAAUUUUACCCCUGAAACCAGGACCGGUGACCCCCACCUCCUUCAUUCACAAAUAUCUUGACUUCUAUUAUAGACAAAUGGAUAUUUUUUUUUCACCCAAAGCAAGAUGAAUGUACAGGCCUUAAGAUGAUACCGAUAACUCCAUAUGCUCCAAAACAAACUAGCGCCUGAUUCCACCGCUCUGUGACACGUAUAAAUAUCAUUUGAUAUUUGAAAGUGUCUUGUCCAAAUACAACCAAACUUGUCCAACUGGCGCUGCUAUGACCUUAUGCAGUUGCGAGCGCCGUAAAAUCUCUACUAAAACUUGUCCAAAACAAGCACCGGUUGUGAAGGAGAAAAGUGGUCUUCCAGCCAAGUGGUCCUCCUGGAGACUGUCUUUGUAAUAUGUGAGUGGUGAGAUCAGGCACUCGUCAAAAUAAUGCAGCAGUUUUCUUCUCGCUUAGCAAUUUUUAUCAAAUAUUUGUUUUUUGGCUUGACACCAUUUAUGUUCAUUUAGAAACAAAUACCUGUAAGGAUUUUUACCGAAAACCGUUGAUUAAAGCCAGAAAAGUGUAAAUUUACAGUUUCCAUGGACUCUCCAGCUUUGAAAGUUAUCAAUCUUUGGCGGUCAUUUUCUAGCUAAUUUUACCUCUGAAACCAGGUCAUCCCCACCCCCUUCAAUCCAAAAAUAUCUCCCCUUCAAUUGAAGAUAGAUUGGUAAUUUGUUCAUUGAAAGCAAGACAAACAAACAAGCUUUAAGAUGAUUCCAAUAACUGAGUAUGCCCAAAAAUUGCCGAGAGCCUGAUUCCAUAGCUUCGCAGCACAUAUUGUAAAAAUGAAAGGGGGAAGUGGGAGGUAGGCAUUUGUGCAGGUGAUUAUCUUGGAUAGGGGAUCCUUAACCCUAUCCGUACGCCCUGGGGUCAUUUUGUACGAAUUGC
Messenger RNA from Aplysia californica (California sea hare), 3060 nucleotides. RefSeq names its product T-cell activation inhibitor, mitochondrial. NCBI's taxonomy places the organism in Eukaryota, Metazoa, Mollusca, Gastropoda, Aplysiida, Aplysiidae. The transcript is spliced from 11 exons. Gene Ontology annotation, cellular component: mitochondrion. The coding region runs from base 333 to 1787 and encodes 484 amino acids. The record is from RefSeq and is a predicted model, not a curated record.